This is a messenger RNA of Heteronotia binoei (common prickly gecko), 1149 nucleotides long. RefSeq names its product AP-2 complex subunit sigma. The coding region runs from base 7 to 615 and encodes 202 amino acids. The transcript is spliced from 5 exons. NCBI's taxonomy places the organism in Eukaryota, Metazoa, Chordata, Lepidosauria, Squamata, Gekkonidae. Gene Ontology annotation, molecular function: clathrin-cargo adaptor activity. Gene Ontology annotation, biological process: intracellular protein transport; clathrin-dependent endocytosis. The record is from RefSeq and is a predicted model, not a curated record. Gene Ontology annotation, cellular component: intracellular membrane-bounded organelle; membrane coat; AP-2 adaptor complex.
CCCGGCAUGCAGCGCAGCGAGCCGCUUUCGACCUUAUCGGAUACUACAAUUACCGACAUGCGAAGGAGGGUGGGGGAAAGGAAGGGACGCUCAAGCGGAUAUCCGGCGGGAAGUGUCAGUAAAGUAGUGGGGGGGCGGAAAGGAGAGGCCCCUGAUUUCCAGCCUGGACCAAAAGAGAGUGUUGCCAUGAUUCGCUUUAUUCUGAUCCAGAACCGGGCUGGCAAAACACGCCUGGCCAAGUGGUACAUGCAGUUUGACGAUGACGAGAAGCAGAAGCUGAUCGAGGAGGUCCAUGCGGUUGUUACUGUGCGAGACGCAAAGCACACCAACUUUGUUGAGUUCCGCAACUUCAAAAUAAUCUACAGACGCUACGCCGGCCUCUACUUCUGCAUUUGUGUGGAUGUGAAUGACAAUAAUCUGGCCUACCUGGAAGCCAUUCACAAUUUUGUGGAGGUAUUGAAUGAAUAUUUCCACAACGUCUGUGAACUCGACCUGGUCUUCAACUUCUACAAGGUUUACACAGUGGUAGAUGAGAUGUUCUUAGCGGGCGAGAUCCGGGAGACCAGCCAAACGAAGGUCUUGAAGCAGCUUCUCAUGUUGCAGUCCCUAGAAUGAGAGACGGAGAAAGAAACCCACCGAGUCCCGACCUCUCCUUGGCGAGAUCCGGCCACUGCCCCUCCGAGCUCACCUCUCUUCACCCAGUUCCUUGAAUCAGUGACUUGCAGAAAGCAAAAUUUGUCCCCUUCCUUUGUAGUUGGAGGCAGGGGGCGGAGUCUAAAAUUGGACCCCAGUUCACGUUUUCUAGGCUUGCUUUGACUCUCUCCUCAUGAGAAGGCCGGAGCAUGGGAAGUAGCCAAGGUGGGGCUGGCCUCUUUUUCUUACCGGGGGUGGGGAGAGGGGAGAUCAAAAGGGGGGGGAAGGAAGGCGCUCCCACUAUCUCACUGCUGACGCCGUCCCAGCAAAACCCCCUUUCUGUACAACCAGUUCCCUGCCCCGUCCCCUAUCCAUUCCCGUUAACGUGUUGCGCCGCAUCCGUUGUGGAAGAGGGACCAUAACUGUGUGUGUGUGUUGUGAGCGGUGGCAAAUGCUCGUGCUGCCGGUGAAGUGUUGUGCUCAAAUAAAGCGUCUGUUAAUACUUUAAAAAGAAAA